This is a messenger RNA of Penicillium mononematosum, 741 nucleotides long. RefSeq lists its product as uncharacterized. The record is from RefSeq and is a predicted model, not a curated record. The transcript is spliced from 2 exons. The coding region runs from base 1 to 741 and encodes 246 amino acids. NCBI's taxonomy places the organism in Eukaryota, Fungi, Ascomycota, Eurotiomycetes, Eurotiales, Aspergillaceae.
AUGUCUUCUCCUGCUGCUCCGAAGGACAAGAUCUUCCCCGGCAUUUCUGCCACUGAGACCAAGCUCCUGGUCCUGGCCAAUGUCUGCCUCAAGAAUGAUAAGAUCGACUACGACAAGCUUGCUUCGAGCGCUGGCAUCAAGGCGUCUUCUGCUCAGACGCUCUUCCGAAACGCCAAGCGAAAGCUAGACAAGCUGUACGCCGAUGGCAAUGUCGACGCUGGUGGCAACGGUCCCCAGGCCGACAUUUCGCCCGAGGAGACUCCCUCCAAGCGAGGAAAGUCCAGCACCAAGGCACCUCAGGCACCUCGCACCCCAAAGACCCCCAAGUCUCCAAAGGUCCCGAAGACUCCCAAGGCUCCUAAGACCCCCAAGACUCCCAAGGGUAGCAAGGCCGCCGUCGACCCUGACUACAGUCCUACCACUAAGUCCGCCUCCAAGAUUACCAAAGAUGGUGGUCGCGCGACCGCUGUCACCGAGCCUGCUGGAACUGCUACUGGAUCUGUCGCUGCACCUACCGCUGAGCCUGUCAUCAAGCCUGCUGCCAAGCCUGCUGCCACCACUGAAGCAACAAAGCCCCACAAUGCGAAAGAAGAGGGAAAUGGCAAGGCUGAUGAGAACAACGAAGCUGAAGCUACUCUUGAUCUGGCCGUGAACCAGCACCUCCCUGAGUCUCCUUUGCCCGAUGAAGAGGAUGGCGCCUACGAGGAGGAAGUGCAAGAGGACGACCAAAGCGAGGAUUAA